This is a messenger RNA of Sorex araneus (European shrew), 2530 nucleotides long. RefSeq names its product RAB37, member RAS oncogene family (gene RAB37). Gene Ontology annotation, cellular component: endosome; Golgi apparatus. The record is from RefSeq and is a predicted model, not a curated record. Gene Ontology annotation, molecular function: GTPase activity; GTP binding. The coding region runs from base 586 to 1344 and encodes 252 amino acids. NCBI's taxonomy places the organism in Eukaryota, Metazoa, Chordata, Mammalia, Eulipotyphla, Soricidae. The transcript has 10 exons.
GGCUCUAGAGAGAGCAAUUAAAACUCUGAAUCCUAUCAUGGGAAAAUGCAGGCAUGAGAGUUCCUCUAAAACAGUGCGGAGAUUUGAGGAAUCCCUGGGGUUCAUCAGCUAAUCAGCUAUCAACCUCAUCCCGGCCAAAGGGAACUGUCCAGAGAGCAAAACAGAAGCCGCCCCGGCGCGACGGGAUUCAGCCUCUGCACUGGGCGCUCAGCGGGGCAGCGGGACUGUGUCGUCACGGAGAUGCUCUGUCGUUGCUGAGAACCAGGACCCGGGAGACCCGGGGAUCGCGGGGCCCUGGAAACGCAGCAGAGCUGGGUGGGAGCUGGGUGAGCUGCGCUCGGACCCCUGGCUGGACUGAGAUUUGACUGCCAGGGUCCUGGAUCCCGGGGCUCUAGGCGAACCUGGUCUCAGAAGCUCUGUUUCAAGGCUCCCAAAGGGGCUGUGUCGCUGUCCCCGGUGCUGAAAACUCCCCGGGAACUGUCCGGUGCUGAACCCGGAUGCGGCCCGGCCCGCGGCGCUCGGCCCUGAGCUGGGAGCGCUGACGCAGCGCGCAGGGAAAACAGGAAGCGGCGAGCUCUGGCCGGGAUGGACCUGCAGAGACUGGACUCCUACCAGGGGGGAGCCGGCCCCGACCACGUCCUGCACAAGACCAUCCUGGUGGGCGACAGCGGUGUGGGGAAGACGUCGCUGCUGGUGCAGUUCGACCAGGGCAAGUUCCUCCCGGGCUCCUUCUCGGCCACCGUGGGCAUCAGCUUCACGGUGAUGCUUCUGGGAGACUCGGGCGUCGGCAAAACCUGUUUCCUGAUCCAAUUCAAAGACGGGGCCUUCCUGUCUGGGACGUUCCUGGCCACGGUCGGCAUAGACUUCAGGAACAAGGUGGUGACGGUGGACGGAGUGAGGGUGAAGCUGCAGAUCUGGGACACGGCGGGGCAGGAAAGGUUCCGCAGCGUCACCCACGCAUACUACCGAGAUGCCCAGGCCCUGCUCCUGCUGUACGACAUCACCAACAGGUCUUCCUUCGACAACAUCAGGGCCUGGCUCACGGAGAUUCACGAGUAUGCCCAGAGGGAUGUGGUGAUCAUGUUGCUAGGUAACAAGGCGGAUGUGAGCGGUGAGAGAGUGAUCCGUUCCGAGGACGGCGAGACCCUGGCCAGGGAGUACGGCGUCCCCUUCAUGGAGACCAGCGCCAAGACAGGCAUGAAUGUGGAGCUGGCGUUUCUGGCCAUCGCCAAGGAGCUGAAGUACCGAGCCCGCCGGGACGCCCAGGCCUACGAACCCAGCUUCCAGAUCCGAGACUAUGUAGAAGCCCAGAGAAAGCGACCCAGCUGCUGCUCCUUCGCGUGAUCCCCUGACCUGGGCGGGGAGGGAGUUGGGGAGCCCAGGGUCCAGCAUCUCCCCCAGCCCUCUGCCCUAAUUCCUAGAGCUUCCGUGCGUCCCCAGAAAGGAUAAAAUAUUUAUAUGAGACAUAAUUCAAUAUCAAUAAUAAUAAUAAUAAUAAUAAUAGUAAUAAUAAUAAUAAUAAGCAUCGGGAAAACCAAAAGUAUCCCGUAGGGUACCUGGUGGGCCUUUUGCCUUCUAGGAGCGAGGGUGGUGUUGCAGCUGUUCAGCACCAGGGGGCGCUGGUGCACCGGCCCGGGGCGGGGGUCGGAGGAGGCAGCUGGGGAAAGGCGGGGUUCACUCCAGCCUUGGAGAACCCGCCGGUCGGAGAAGCCCCCUGCAGUGUGGGAGCUGGAUCUACCCGGCUCGGGGAAGAGAAGAGGCUGGGAAUGUGGAGGUGGGGCCGGGACCCAGCCCUUCCGACGGGGACAGAGUCGCAAUCCAUCUGCUGACUGGCUCCCGCCGGCCUUCCUGGCCCCCCUGGGGAGGGGUCGACCCUCCUUCCCGCUAGCAUCAAAGCACCUUAGGGCUUGGAGACAUUCGGCUCCUGUUUCCUGGUGGACCUCAGGUCCCCGGGGAGCCCCUCCUCCCCGAGCCCUGCUCUCCUGUACCUUUCUGCCAGUGUCCCUUGACACUAAGGUCACACGGCCAGUUCUCCUGUCCCUCCCCAGGUAUGCAAGCCCGCGGGCUACUUCAGGGAGCUCGCGUGCCUCCCCGGGGCGGGGAGGGAGAUAGAGAAACCCCUGUCCCGCAGACCAGAGCAGGCAGGGGCCACCGAGAAGGUUGUGCGCCUUUAUCUGCAGGGGAGGGGUGGGCGGGAGUGUGUGACCCGCAAGUCUGCGUGCAGAAGAGAGGCGCGUUUAUGUCGGGACAAGGUCACCUGAUCCCCAAGCCCUGACCCCAGCUCUGGGAGACAGACAAGAGCCGGCAGGACUGGACGCCCGGUCUCCCUGCUGGAUGGGGAGAGGGGGGGAGGGGAGGGGAGGGGAGGAGAAAGAUCCUCACGCACCCCUGGGAGGCGCCUGCAUUUGCUCUUGGGGCAGAACCCCUGCCCUGGGCCGGCCGCAGCUCCCACCAGCGCCCAGUGGAAGCUCUGGCGGGCGCGACCUGGCCGAGCCUGACCUUGCCAGGUUCUCUGAAGGGGAGGCAGGGG